Pochonia chlamydosporia 170 is the source of this 3156-nucleotide messenger RNA. RefSeq lists its product as hypothetical. The record is from RefSeq and is a predicted model, not a curated record. NCBI's taxonomy places the organism in Eukaryota, Fungi, Ascomycota, Sordariomycetes, Hypocreales, Clavicipitaceae. Gene Ontology annotation, cellular component: catalytic step 2 spliceosome. Gene Ontology annotation, biological process: negative regulation of RNA catabolic process; regulatory ncRNA-mediated post-transcriptional gene silencing. Gene Ontology annotation, molecular function: protein binding. The coding region runs from base 1 to 3156 and encodes 1051 amino acids. The transcript is spliced from 3 exons.
AUGUCGGACAACGAGACUGACACCAGGAUAGCGGUGCCUAAGUUCUCAUCGUUCAAAGGUAAGAAACCAGCCGAGACUACGAAAUCCGACGAGAGCCGGUCAAAGGAUAGGGAAAAGAGCUCUUCGAGAGAUGCGCACCGAGAAAAGCGGCACCGUUCCCGUCACCAUGAAUCUCGUCGGAGACAUGAGCAACAAUCACGACGAAGAGAUAGGCCAUCUGAGCCCCAACAUGAGCCAAAGUCAUUACCUGAAAGAGGCACAUCUUCCUCUUUCGUCAUUGAUACCAAAGGUGAUCGAUUGAUAUCUAAAUAUGGGCUGGAUCGCGCCAAAGUCCCGGCAUAUUAUCGACAUGGGGGUGGUAGGGUACUUGGUACGAUUGGAAGACUUGUUAUUCAUCGCGAUGGUCCGCGAGAUCAAUUCAGUUUGCGGUUUCCUGGUGAAGGACUAGGCUUUUUCGAUAAGGAUGGCUUACGAUCCAAGACUUUUCGCCCUACACGGGACCCGAUUAGACUGCGCGCAAGGGCGUCAGGGGUAGAUGAGGACGAGACAUUCUUGGCGGUUAGCAGUUCGAGAAAAAGAAAGCGGGAUCAGGAAGGUUCGGACUCUGAUGACGACGAAGGGCCGUCGUAUAGGUCUAUCGAGGGUAAAGCCAAGCCCAAGACGGCGUUCGAGAGUGAUGACGAGAGCUCAGAGGGAGAGGAUGAAGUGGUGAACUUGGAGCAAGAUAACCCGCUUAAGUGGAAAUCCAUUCAACUGAAUAGACAGGUGAAAGAGAAUCCAGGAGAUAUUGAUGCCUGGUUGGAACUGGUCGAUCACCAGGAUGACUUGCAACGAGCCGGCGAGACGAUUGAUGAGCGAACAAAGACAAACACAGCGCAUAGCUUCUCCGAAAUCAAGGUCGACAUGCUUGAGUCGGCGAUUUCCAAUGCAGUUGUUGCAGAGGAUAGAGCAACGGUUCUUGUUCGACUGAUGCGCGAAGGCACCAAGGUGUGGCCCAGUAAGGUCGCUGUGAAGAAAUGGUCUGAGGUUGAGAAAGAAGAGGGGAACAACUUUGAACUGUGGAGGACACACCUAGACUUUGCAAUGUCUAACAUCUCAAUGUUUCAGUACGAUGACGUGAAGCAGAUGCUUCUCAAUAGGUUGCACUCGCUGCUGUCGCGGUCUACUACGGAGACAGAGGAGCAUUGGCAGGAGGCUAUUUAUGUGUUUUUGCGAACGACGAGAUUUAUGCAUGACUCUGGGUACAAGGAACUGGCUGUAUCAGCGUGGCAAGCCCUACUGGAGUUGAAUCUCUUCAGAGCCAACGUUGAAAGUCAUGAAACGGCAAUGGACUCAUUCCGUGAUUUCUGGGAGAGCGAAGUAUCACGGCUGGGAGAUGACGGUGCCAAAGGCUGGAAACACUACGUUUCAAGCAGUGGACAAACAGAAGCUCCAGAGCCAAGGACAGGAGACCUGAUGCCAGACAUUUCAACAAGAGAUGCGUAUAAAGCAUGGGGAUAUUCUGAGCGGAGCCAUGCCAAUACAGCUAAAAUGCCAGCCAGGACCAUGGACGAUGGUACUGAAGAUGACCCGUUUCGAGUCGUCAUGUUUUCAGACAUUGAGCCAUGUUUAUUCCUUGUACCGGAUGCCUUGUUAAAAGGCAGAGCCAGAGACCUCCUCCUCGAUGCAUUUCUCGUAUUCUGUGGAUUACCGCCGGCUUAUCGAUCGACUCAUCUUGCGGAAAUAGCCUUCAAUGAUCAAUUUACCUUUAGACCUGAAGUUACCGCCAAUGGGAUGCCUGCAUUAUUGGCUUCGGACGCUGAUGAGGUGCAGCGCAGACCUCCAGCUUUCUCCUGCUUCCUCAACGCAGCAAUGUCUCCUGAUCUACUAUUUGGUGGACCAGACUGGUUCCAAUUGUUCGGCUCUGUCAUGCGAAUUCUUCCCGUGGAAGCAACCUUUGUAGGCAAUGUGCUUAGGCAGUUGGUUCAUGACGCGAAUGUGGAGGGCCUUGCCAUCUACUACCUUGGCUUUGGGUUUGCGCAAGACCCAUCACUAGUGAAAAAACCUGCCAAGGCUCUCUUGAAGAAGUAUCCUAAUAACUCACAACUUUACAACGCCUACGCCCUUGCCGAAUUUGCCAACCGGAAUGCCGACGUUGGAAAAAAAGUGAUAUUUUCCGCAUUGGAAGCUCCGUCGCUGUCUGCAGGUGCUCUGGGCUUCCAGCUAUGCAGGUCACUAAGUUUAGAGGAGUUUAAAGUGGGAAACAAGACAACAGCCAUUCUGCGACUGUGCUUUGCUGUUGACAAAAUUCUUCACCAAACAAAUACGAAUACCGAGGGGAUCUCACCAACGUUGAUUCUCAAAACUAGACAGAAAAUUACUGAAGACAUUCACCAAUGUCUGUACCAUGGAGAAAUCGUCGAUGCGGCGGUGUAUGUUGAAGGGCUACUUUUACUGUCGUAUUUGACAGAGACAGGAAAUGUUGAACCGACCUCAGAAACUCAGGGAAACAUAGCCGCAGCAAUGUACACCAUGGCGAGCAUGUCUACGGAAUUUAAGUCCCACGGCUAUGCGGACAGCGAUUCACACCAGCGCAUUCUCCAAUUCGGCGCGCAGUUGUUGUAUUUGCAUGCAACUCGAGGUCCUUUUCGAAGAGUCUAUCUACGAGAACAGCUCUCAAAGUUCCUAGAGUGGUUCCCUCAGAACACCAUCUUCCUCUCGCUCAUAGAAUGGGCAGACUCCAGUCUACGAGUGGUCGACGAAACCCGCCAACUACUCUACGACAAGAUCCUCACAAAACAACACGACUGUGUUACCAGUCGAAUCUUUUCCAUCGAACAUGAAAUGAAUCGUGGAAAUGCAAACACCACAAAGGCUGCCUUUGAGCAUGCCCUUGCGAUUGACAUCUGCAAGAACAAUGUGGGAUUGUGGAUGUCUUACCUGCGUUUUGUUUGUGGGCACAAAGGACUAAGACCCAAAGCAAAGGAUUUGUUUUACAGAGCGCUCAGGCAUUGUCCUUGGUCGAAGGAGAUUAUGAUGGAGGCGUUUCAUACUCUGAUUCGGGAUAUGAAGUCUGAUGAGCUGCGAUCUGUGUACAAUACUAUAACGGGGAAGGGGCUGCGCGUUCAUUUGGACUUGGAGGAGUUUGUGGACAAGUGGCGGAAACGUAAGAAGUGA